AUGAUUCAUUCCGGCUUUCCCAUUCCUCUUCCGAAACCCGAUGCUGCGCGAGAUUUUGUUGCUUUUCUUCGUGUUUGGGGUCGCAGAAGAAAUUUUGAUGAGCGGCCUGGCGAGGUAUUUACCAACAGCCGAGCGCAGAUGGCCCACGCAAGCACCACCUCUAUGCAAGAGCUCAAUGGCGAAGACAUGGCCGACCAGGUGUCGUACGGAAAUCGAGGCGGGAGCGUUUCUGCGGAUGAGGUGGAUCAUCACGAGUUGAAUCACCUCACUGAUCCUCUUGAGAGCGCCGCCUCGACCUCGACCUCCCACAUACAGCCGGGGAGGCAGGGCGUUAAGGUCCGCCGUCUGGAAAUCGGCACAGACGUCGAUGACAUAUACUGCAUAUUUUGUCUCGCCGAGAAUGGGAAUCCUACCAACGAGAAUGUAAUUCUGCAGUGUCGACGCUGCCAAGCAUUGUCACAUUUGAGUUGUAUGGAGGAGUGGUUGAAGCAAUGCAGACCUGAGAUGCACGAGUCAUGCUGCGCCUGCCGAAGUGAAGAGCCUCAAGACGCCCUGUUACGCGGGUGGCCAUUGCAGAUUCGAAUGAGCACUGAUGCAGCCAGAAGCUGGAGUGUCACUGCAGUUACCCCAUACGAUACUCCGUCAGCGGAUUCCUCCCCCUCUGUAUACAGAUCCACCCCAGUGCAAAUUUGCAAGCGGGUGCAGUGCAACAAGAGAGACCUCAGAUAUUGCCCCGCAGAUCGACUAGACUGA
This is a messenger RNA of Penicillium angulare, 753 nucleotides long. RefSeq lists its product as uncharacterized. The record is from RefSeq and is a predicted model, not a curated record. NCBI's taxonomy places the organism in Eukaryota, Fungi, Ascomycota, Eurotiomycetes, Eurotiales, Aspergillaceae. The transcript has 2 exons. Bases 1 to 753 code for a protein of 250 amino acids.